AUGAAUAGCUCAGAAAAUUUAAAAAAAUAUGACAUAAUUGCAGUGAUUCCUAAAACUUUACAAGCUUUUCAGUAUGCAUGUGGCACACUAGAUGUAGAUAUUAUAACAUUUGAGCCAGAAAGUAGAAUACCAUAUAAAAUUAGUCGAAAGCUAUACCGGCAAGCUGUUGAACGAGGUAUAUUUUUUGAAUUGAUGUAUGCUCCUGCUAUAAAAGAUUCUUCUGCAAGGAAAAACAUUAUAAGCACUGCCCAUAACUACCAUGCUGUUGGGAAAUCAAGGAAUAUUAUUAUCACAAGUUCUGCUCUAACUCCCAUACAAACAAGAAGUGUUCAUGAUAUUAUCAAUCUUGGUUUUAUUUUUGGGCUAAAUAGUAACGAAAGUGUAAAAGCAAUAAGAAAUAAUGUGCGUCAACUUAUUCUUAAGGCCCAAGGAAGAAAAUGUGGAAAACAUUAUAUGGAAAUUGAAAGUAUAGAUGUUAAGGAAAAUAAAGCAAAUUUUGAGUGA
Pieris macdunnoughi is the source of this 504-nucleotide messenger RNA. NCBI's taxonomy places the organism in Eukaryota, Metazoa, Arthropoda, Insecta, Lepidoptera, Pieridae. The record is from the annotation of a GenBank genome assembly.